GUCCUUUACCCCGAACAGUGGUAGUCCAGUGAGCUUCAGGGGCUCGCUGUGAAUCGGACCCAAUGCGUGGCAGGAUGGGCACCCAGACCAGUCCUGUCAAGAGUUACGAUUAUCUCCUGAAAUUUCUUCUGGUGGGAGACAGUGAUGUCGGCAAGGGAGAAAUCCUGGAAAGUCUGCAAGACGGAUCCGUCGAGUCUCCUUAUGCCUACAGCAGCGGGAUCGAUUACAAGACCACCACAAUCCUGCUAGAUGGAAGGAGAGUGAAACUAGAGUUAUGGGACACCUCAGGGCAGGGUAGAUUCUGCACCAUCUUCAGGUCUUACUCUCGUGGAGCACAGGGCAUCCUGCUCGUGUAUGACAUCACCAACGUCUGGUCGUUUGAUGGCAUUGACCGUUGGAUUCGGGAGAUUGAUGAGCAUGCGCCAGGUGUGCCAAGGAUUCUAGUGGGAAACCGACUUCACCUGGCGUUCAAGCGACAGGUGCCCACCGAGCAGGCACGAGCGUACGCAGAGAAGAACAGCAUGACCUUCUUCGAGGUCAGUCCGCUCUGCAACUUCAACGUCCUCGAAUCCUUCACAGAGCUGUCACGCAUCGUGCUGAUGAGGCACGGGAUGGAGAAGUUUUGGAGACCCAACAGAGUCUUCAGCCUCCAGGACCUGUGCUGCCGCUCGAUCGUGUCCUGCACACCGGUGCACCUCAUCGACAAGCUGCCCCUCCCGGUGGCCAUCAAGUCCCACCUCAAGUCUUUCUCCAUGGCCAACGGCAUGAACGCAGUCAUGAUGCACGGACGCUCCUACUCGGUGGCCACCAGUGCGGCCUCCGGCAGCACUGGCAGCAGCAGCAAAGCCAACAGCCUCAAACGCUCAAAGUCUCUCAGGCCUCCACAGAGUCCUCCAAAGACCCAGUCGUCCUCCUCCAAGGGGAACUGUAAGAUUUCAUAGUGAAGAGUCCGACCCACUGUUGCCUCCACAGGACCAGUGUUAAACAUGUUGUUGCUCCGAGAGGUCACAAGGCCAGAGGAGAGCACGGAGAGCUGCGAGCUGUCUUCACCAGAGACGGAUGUCAGCUUGAACUCACAUUGACCUUUGGGAACUGACUUGGCUAGCUGGGUUGUUUUCUGCUCUCUACGCACUUGCCGGCGCCAUCUUGUGGAUGCCCAUUUACGUGUACUCUUAACUGCACGGGCUCACUGUGAUCAAGCAGAACCAGAUUUCCCUGGGACCAGCGGAUGUGAAUUCAAGGAUUAUCACUCAACUGUCAACACUACAAAUGAGUGGAGGGGCUUUAGCUCGCUUUUUAUGUGGAACAGGAUUGAUUGUUGGUAUUUAAAGUUGACUUGAAGUUGUAAAUGUUCUGUAUGUGCUGUUCUUUCGCUCCGUGUUCGGUGGUUGUUCUUGGGGAGGAGCCUCUCGCGCUUGUUUUGUCAAGAAAGUUUCUCGAGCUUUGAUGUACAACUUAUUUGUGUCUUAUUCCCUCCACCUGCCAUAGAAAACUCCUUUUACAACCUAAAGAAAGUGUUUACAUAAAACUGGCCUAAAGUGAAUGUCAUGAGCAUGCAGGGCUAGUUUCACAAGUUCGAAAGUACACGACCUGAGAGAAAUCCAUGAAAAACAUUCUUAGUCCAGCUGUACAUCCUUUUGUGAAUCUGUCCAGAAAAGUAGAGCCAAGUCGUCUUGUUUGCAAAAACUCCUGCGGUGCUCGCUCAAUUUCAUACCAAAUGAAUUCCCUCUCCAUCUCCAUCCGUCAUUGGUUCGGACAUCUGUCAGCUCUCUCGGGCAAUUUCUGCCCCUUAAUCUAAUAUUCUUAGUUUUAUUUAACCCAUCCACAUUGAAAUCAGUCUGAACCUGUCAACUUUGCCUUCAGUCUCCUUUGACUGUGUCUCGCCUCUGAACAAAAGAGUAUAAACUCGCAGGACCUUGGUGUGAGGAACAUUUUAAUUUGAUUUCUUUCUGAAUAUUUUAUGCAUAUGCCACGUAUUUAUGAAUGUAAAACAAUCUUUAUCUUCUACCUUUCUGUGGCCAUGUGGUUGAACUGUUGGGGCUGUAAGAAUCAGAGAUGGAAAGUCACCGGGUUCAUCUGAUCCUUUGAUAUUUUCAAAUGAACUGUUCUACUUGUCUGAAUAGUUGUACUUUAACUCAACUUAUUACCCCAAACUUCUUAAAAAUAGAAAAUCAUGCCAUCAUGAGUUAUGAACUUAAAGAUGUCAGAAGGGGCUCAAAUACUUUUUUAAAUCACAUCUAACUGUAUGUUUUCUGUUUUAAUAUUUGAAGUAUCUACACAAAUAUAUUUAUAUUCAAAUGUAAAUUUGCGGUCUUCUUUCCACCUCCGUGCUGUAUUUUCACUUCAACAUUCCCAGUGUCAUGACUGUAUGAAUGUAAUAAGGUCAAUGAGUGCAUAAAACACAGAUGCAUGUUUUCCUGCUGGCGCCUGUUUUUAUGUGGGGUAUAUGGUGUCAGAUCAGGGGGGGGGACAUUUAAAGCACUAUAUGAUGUUAUGUGAUGAUGAUUGUUGAUGCCAGAGCUGUGUCUUAAUGUCUGGAUACGGGAUUAAUUACAACUUUGAAACCAGUCACCCAUUAAAAAAUAAAAGAUGCUCUGUUUGUGA
This is a messenger RNA of Limanda limanda (common dab), 2604 nucleotides long. Its product is annotated as ras-related protein Rab-40C-like. The record is from RefSeq and is a predicted model, not a curated record. The coding region runs from base 63 to 941 and encodes 292 amino acids. Gene Ontology annotation, cellular component: synaptic vesicle; endosome; plasma membrane. The transcript has 6 exons. NCBI's taxonomy places the organism in Eukaryota, Metazoa, Chordata, Actinopteri, Pleuronectiformes, Pleuronectidae. Gene Ontology annotation, molecular function: GTP binding; GTPase activity. Gene Ontology annotation, biological process: protein localization to plasma membrane; intracellular signal transduction.